ACUCACUCAAACCAAAAAAUGAUCGCACAACGGAUUCGCUCAGUUGUCGGACACUUUUUGAAACAAUCGGUUGGUAUCAUCACCACCACCACACAAAACAAACACCCAAUAGCCAGCCCAAUCGUAGCUAUGGUCUCGUUUUUUGCGAUUCUAUUGCUCUGGAUUUGAAUGAAAAAGGAAUAGAAAAAUAACAACAACAAAAAAAAAACAAAAAUAGCUCCUCUGGUGUUAGCUCCUGGUGUUCCAAAAUAACCACACGAAAAAAACAAAGAGGAAAGGAAUUUCCAAUAUUUAAAAAAAAAUAAACGAAAUAAAAAACUAAACUAAGUGUUUCCUGUAUCCGUGUUGUGCCGUGUUUUUUGUCGUUAAACCCGUUUUAUUCUAAAAAGAAAUUUUGAAAGGAAUACCCACAAUGAAGUUAUUUAUGCUAUUAACAUUUAGUUUUUGUCUUCUAUAUAGUCAAGUGAUACACGGACUCAAAAUUAACGAUUUGGAUGGCCCAGAACUUGUCACAUUAGACAAACAUACAGACAACAAAACUAUUGACUUAGAUUGUGACUAUGAGUUGAGCGAAAGUGUUCCAUAUUUAUUGGUGAAAUGGUUUAUGAAUAACAAUCUUAUCUAUCAAUGGAUUAGGGGGAAGCAGCCGUCGGUAUUGCCUGUUCUUCGGGAUUACAUUGAAUUGCGGAAAAUAUCUGAUGACCCGGACCAUGAAUAUAGUGGUUUGACGCUGAACAAUAUCAGUAUACAAUUAAAUGGCACCUACAAAUGUUCAGUUAAUGCCGGUCAUAAAUAUAAGUCGGUGGAAAAAGAGAUACACAUUGUUGACCUGAGGCAAUACGAAGUCGAAUUUCAUGCACGCAAAGUACAAAAUGAAACCCAUUUAGAGUGUAUUGUCAAUAAUAUUUUUCCCAAGCCCAUUAUUAACAUGGUAUCCAAUGACCCCAUGGCAAUAAUUCUCAAAGAUAAUCCAUCGACAGUACUACGAGAAAAUUCCUAUUUCAAUGUUACCCAAACAGCUGUUGCUUCCAAUGCCGAGAGCGAAGAAUCGUUUGAUUGUUUUGUCUCCUUUGAGAGUUUACCCUUCAAUAUCUCAGCCCGUGAAGUAGCCGCACAAUUAGAGGCUGGUACCGAUGCAGCUUCCAUGCUUGUUAAUCCGCAAUUUGUUGUAUAUGUUUUGUUUGUUAUAUCAACAUUGUUGAUGUUUUAGUCAAAUAUGAGAAAGAAAAAAAUAUUUAUUUAUUAUUUAUUUAUUUACUAUGUAUGUAUGUAUUUAUUGUUUGUAUAUUAUUAAUAACUUAGUACCGAGUACAUAACUAAUACGAAUUUUAUAAAUUUAAUAAAAAUAACCAAAAAAAAACGAAAAAUUCAAUAAAAACGAUCUGGUCAACUAAUAAA
Musca domestica (house fly) is the source of this 1398-nucleotide messenger RNA. RefSeq lists its product as uncharacterized. NCBI's taxonomy places the organism in Eukaryota, Metazoa, Arthropoda, Insecta, Diptera, Muscidae. Bases 413 to 1210 code for a protein of 265 amino acids. The transcript is spliced from 4 exons. The record is from RefSeq and is a predicted model, not a curated record.